UCCAUUACGCUCUCUCUCUCUGGGCUAACUAUCCAAGGAUCAGUCCGUCGUGCCCACUAGCAAAAACUCUCAUUUUCCUCAAAGAUAAAGAGAGUUGACGGCGUAACUUUUUGGUUCUCUGUCUAAUGAUUUAUCUUUCUCAUAAUGCACUCAGAGUGUUCGAAAAAGUUACCCAUCGGCGUGUUUGUUUGAGAAAUUUUAUAUUUGCUCUAAAUUAUAGUUCUUUGCGCAAUAACUAUGCAUAUUAUGAAGACCCAGUUGAGUUUUAUGCUCAAAGAGAGAAUGUAGUAUCCUGGACAUCUAAGAUAUCCGGUUUGGUGAGGAAAAACCAGCCGAAUGAAGCUGUUGGGCUGUUCAAAAAGAUGCUUUGGAAUGAAAAAAGGCCCAACUAUGUGACGGUGUUAAGCGUAAUACGGGCUGUUGGGGCAUUGGAAUGGGAGGAUACGCUGUUGGUAGUUCAUGCGUUGGGGAUCAAAAUGGGGUUCGAGUCAGAAGUUUCGGUGCUCACGGCUCUUCUUGGUUGUUAUUCUGUGUAUGAUAUGGGAAUUGUGUGGAAGUUAUUUCAUCAGAUACCUAGUAAGGAUGUGGUUUCAUGGAGUGCAAUGGUUUCAGCGUGUGUGAGAAAUGGGCAGUACUCUGAAGCUUUAAGAUUUUUCAGGGAUAUGCAACGUCAUGGUGUGCAGCCAAACCAUGUGACCAUUGAAUCUUGAGGCAUCAAUUCUAGUGUUUAAGGAUAUAUUGAAGAAGG
This is a messenger RNA of Corylus avellana, 748 nucleotides long. Its product is annotated as putative pentatricopeptide repeat-containing protein At3g01580. Gene Ontology annotation, molecular function: RNA binding; protein binding. Gene Ontology annotation, biological process: RNA modification. The record is from RefSeq and is a predicted model, not a curated record. Lineage: Eukaryota; Viridiplantae; Streptophyta; Magnoliopsida; Fagales; Betulaceae.